Messenger RNA from Blepharisma stoltei, 246 nucleotides. NCBI's taxonomy places the organism in Eukaryota, Ciliophora, Heterotrichea, Heterotrichida, Blepharismidae. The record is from the annotation of a GenBank genome assembly.
AUGGAUAUCACUGGUCAGCAAGCAUAUGAACUCAGUGAAUUUAGUAAGAAAAUUUUGAGCCAAAGACUGAAUUUGAUUAAUUUCCGUGCUAGAGAUCCAAGUCCUGUUAUGAAAAUAAGAGAUAUGCAUCAGCCCUGCAGAGGAGAGAUUAAAAAAAUUCAAGGCUCAAUUCCAAGUAUAAAAAAGUGGGAAAAUGAUGAUUUCAUGAAUUCUACUUGUAUACAAGUCAAGCUGUACAAAGGUUAA